This is a messenger RNA of Zootoca vivipara (common lizard), 6732 nucleotides long. RefSeq names its product histone H4 transcription factor (gene HINFP). NCBI's taxonomy places the organism in Eukaryota, Metazoa, Chordata, Lepidosauria, Squamata, Lacertidae. Gene Ontology annotation, molecular function: DNA-binding transcription factor activity, RNA polymerase II-specific; RNA polymerase II cis-regulatory region sequence-specific DNA binding. Gene Ontology annotation, biological process: anatomical structure development; regulation of transcription by RNA polymerase II. The record is from RefSeq and is a predicted model, not a curated record.
UUGAAGGAGGAGAGAUAGUAUUCAGUAUAUGGAGGGAUUCCCCUGUCCUUCUUUGGGGACAGCUUGAUCUGAGGAAGUGCUCUUAACAUGCCUCCUGGGAAGGUGGGCCACAAGGAAGCCUUGGUCCUGCAGUGUGAGUGGGACAUUUGCAGCUUUGUGGCCUCAAAGAUGGAGGAGUUCUGUGAACAUGUGUCAAAGCACUUGCAGCAGCAUCUCCGGGACAAAGAUGAGGAUGAUGAAGUGGAUUCUCUCGAAGAAUACUCCUGCCUUUGGCAGGAGUGUGGAUUCUGUUCUCCCGAGAGCCCUGCAGAGCUGGUCCGCCAUGUUUACUUCCAUUGUUACCACACCAAGCUAAAGCAGUGGGGACUACUCGCCUUACAGAGCCAGUCAGACCUAACCCCCUGUCAGUUGGACUUCCAGAGUCGCAACAUUAUCCCCGAGAUCCAAGAGAACUUCCUCUGCCUCUGGGAGUACUGUGAGAGAGCGUUUGAUAACCCCGAGUGGUUCUACAGGCAUGUGGAAGAUCACAGUUUCUGCACAGAGUACAAGGCAAUUGGGAAGGAGAACCACAUGUUCUUCUGUGGCUGGAAAGAUUGUGACUGCGCCUUCAAAGGCCGGUGUAAGUUGCGCGAACACCUGCGCAGCCACACGCAGGAGAAGGUGGUGGCAUGUCCCACCUGCGGCGGGAUGUUCUCCAACAACACCAAGUUCUUUGACCACAUCCGCCGGCAGACAGCUUUAGAACAGCAGCGAUUCCAGUGCUCCCACUGCUCCAAGAGGUUCGCCACAGAGAGGUUGUUGCGUGAUCAUAUGAGGAAUCAUGUCAACCACUACAAGUGCCCUCUGUGUGACAUGACCUGCCCUCUGCCCUCCUCCCUGCGCAACCACAUCCGCUUCCGGCACAGCGAGGAGCGACCCUUCAAGUGCAAUUAUUGUGACCACAGCUGUAAGAAUCUCAUUGAUCUACGGAAGCACUUGGAUACACACAGCAAAGAGCCGGCCUACCGCUGCGAGUUCGAGUCCUGCAACUUCAGCGCCCGGUCCCUCUGCUCCAUCAAGCUGCACUACAAGAAGGUUCAUGAGGGUGACUCGGAGCCGCGCUACAAGUGCCAUGUCUGUGACAAGUGCUUCACUCGUGGGAACAACCUUACUGUGCACCUCAGGAAAAAACACCAAUUCAAGUGGCCUUCGGGUCAUCCUCGCUUCAGGUACAAGGAACACGAGGACGGCUACAUGAGGCUGCAGCUGGUGCGUUAUGAAAGUGUUGAACUGACAGAGCAGCUGCUGAAGGACCGGGAGAAGCAGGGCGAUGUCCUGGACGACACAGCCCAGUGUGUGGUGCUGGCGGGGGCCGAGGGCAGCUUGCAGGGCAUCAUACUGGAGCCAUCAAUGGAGGAAGACGCUGAUGUGGACUUGCAAGCUGCCACGUCCCCCCAGGGGCCUGCUCAGCCAGAGGCUGAUGCGUCACCAGACCAAGAAGCAAGUGCUCCGUCCAGCCCCAUCAUCCGCGUUGUGAACAGGACCAAUGAGCGUGGGGAGAGCGAGACUGUAUACUACGUCAUGGCCAAUGCACCUUCUCAGAGCCGGGCAGCUGUGCCUAGUGGGUUUGCCACAGACCUGGAGGAGAACGUCAUGGACAGGCUUCAGAAAACAGCUGAGGAACUGGGCAUCCAGAUUGUGUGAGGCUCUUGGAUGGAUUAUCAGGUCCUUUCCACCAAUCCCAGUAGGUGGCCUGGAGUCAUGAAUGCCAUGCUUUGGCUCCCUGUGCUCCUCUAAUGCACAUCGUGAGAACCAGAUGAUGAGAAGGGGGCUGUUUGUUUCUCCCCACCCAUCAAGCAGUACUCCAUAGACUUCAGACGCAACAGAUGCUUCCUCUUUUCUCCUGCCAUGGGGAUCUGGUGGGUGGUCUGGCAAAAGGAAGAAGGAAGCCACCUUCUGAGAUGGUCAGGACAGAGGGCGGGGGCUGGUUCACCUGUCAGUUACUUAGGAAGGCGAGGGCGGCGACUGCCUCUGGUGUACCCUGUGCUGUGGAGACCAUCCUGGGAAUGCAAAAUAUCAUGGGUGAGUCAAAGCAGUGGGUUUUCCAAGACGCCAACUCAUGCUCCUUACCUUGAUGGUUACCAGUGUCCCUGCCAGAAGUUUUUACAUUUCCUUUGGCUGCAUCCUGGCCAGCCUCUUUCCUUACUGUGAGCCCCACAUUCGGACUCUGUAGUUCUUUCGUAUGCCUCUUGCCCAGGCUUCCCCAAACUUCGGCCCUCCAGAUUUUUUGGACUACAAUUCCCAUCACCCCUGACCACUGGUCUUCUUAGCUAGGGAUCAUGGGAGUUGUAGGCCAAAACAUCUGGAGGGCCGCAGUUUGGGGGUGCCUGCUCUUGCCUCUCAACUGUUGGUACCCCUGCCUUUUGAGAUGCUUUCUGCUAUCCCGUUUGCCCAGCAUACAUAGUAAUACCUGAUGCAGUCUCCAUCCCUUCCAGACUGUUCUGCAUUUGAGAGUUCCAAGAGAGUUCCAGCACUGUUAUCUCAUAAGCUCUUCUGUUUGCUCCGGAGUGUGAGAUUUUGAAACCAUGUUAUUCCCAGCUGCUACUCCAGUUAGUUGCUUACUGCCUUUUUUGUCAUUGGCAUGACCUCCGCUUGCGUUAUCUUUGUAGCAUGGGAGCCACUUGGGUAACCUAGAAAGCUGCAGGCUUUCAUGUUACCUGAGCAGUGCAGGAAGCAGUGUGUUGCAGUGGCUCCCACAACACAGAGAGGCAGAGCAGAACAAAACAGGGUGCUAAUUCUUGCCCUGAGGUCCUUCCCCCACAUUGGGGUUCCGGCUCCUGGCUUGCAAGGUUUGUGUUACAAAAUAAUAAUAAUUAAAGAACAACAACAUUACCAGGUCUUGUGGUAGACAUGAUGUUUGCUGUAAUCUGUCCUAGAGGUGCAUGUGAUUGGGUCAGAUUUGAGACAGGUAGCAGUUCAAGAGCCCAAAUCCUUGAGUCAGUGGCCAGGGUGGGGUGGCUGCCACAACUGAUGAACGGCGUGGAGCUGCAUGAAGACUUGGAGAUGGGUUUUGUGGUCAUGCUUGGCGUCGUGAUUCAUUAUUACAUGGUAUCAAAUGUAGCGCUAUAUGAUCAUUCUGUUAAUGCAAGCAUUCAAGCUCAUGUAAUGCAACUCCCCCCUGCUCUCGUCUUCCAGUGCUCUCCCAACAUCUGCUCUGGAGGGUUGGGGGGAAACCCAGAACAGAUCUAGGGGCUGUACGGGGGGGAAGGUUCCACUGUGCAAAUAUAAAUCCUUGUGCUGGCGUGACAAGUUUGUUGAAUACCGCCCAUUAAUAUAUAUUUUUCCUGCUCUUCGUAAGGUUCCAAGGGCAGGCCACAUCAAUUUAAAAUACAUCAUUAAAAACCGUUUAAAAACAAAUGGCCGUAUUGCAGCCAGGCAGAAGUUUCUGCUCCAGUAGGGAUGGCUUCUCUAAAAGUGGGGUAUGGGGAGGUUGCCUUCCUCGGCUGCAUGCAGCUGGGUUCACUUCCUGCCUCAUCUGGAUUCAUUUUCUCUGCCAACACCUGCCAUGGUGUCACCUGGUCAGGGGUUCACAAAUUUUGGCUGGGUUCAGUAGCCAACCAUUUUUGUUGUAGCUACCCUUCCACCCUUCCACACAAAGUGAUUGGGUGAGAAAUGGCAACUUGUCUCUGGCAUUGACCUGAAGCAGCAAGACUUGUCCUCGCUCCUCUGACCCAGCAUGAGGUCAAAGACAAAUUCCUGCUCAUCUCUCCCUUCCUGCAGGACCAAGCAGCUGCCAGCAUCAAAGAUCUACCCACUCCUGAGAACCCCGUUGCUGCCCAUUGUAUCUAUAUUUUGCGGCCUGGAUUAUAUCUUUGUUGAGGGUGGAAAGGCAGGUUCCUGCCUUGUAAAUGGGGUCCCAAAGUGCUGGCAGGUGAUUUUCCAGUACCCCCAAGGUACCCAUAUGAUGACUCCAGAGAUCCUCUACGCAGGGGUGGGGAACUUCUGAUUUGGGAGCUGGAUACAGUGCUCCAGGUCUGGGGACUCCGCUCAGGCCAUGCUUGCCACAGACCUGGCCCUCUGUGCUUUUGCCUGACUGGAAUAUGUCCUUGACCUGUGAUGAAACCUAUUGCUUGCCUGGAUGGAGGAUGGCAGAUGUGUGCACAUGAAUCUGACACUUGUGUGGUUGAAACAUAGCUGGCUGCGCAAAGGCAAGAGUCAUAUCUGUUGCUUUUUCCUUGGGCCACACCCAUUAUUAGUGCUGACCCCACCCACUGAUGCCUCUGGGAGGUUUCCCAAGGGGGGAAGUGGUUCACGGGCCUAAAAAGGUCCCUCUACUUUAGCCUCAUGAUGGGUACCUGAAGCCUGGGAAAGAAAGGGCUGAAAAUUUGUAAAAUGUCUUUUGCAUCUGCUUGCUAUUCCCCUUCAGCCUUAAUCUGGGAUAUAUCUUGAACAGCUGCUUCUGUUUGCUGCACAUUCCCAGUGCAGGCUCUUAAUCCAGGGCUUGGCUUUCUAGAUUUUGUCCCAGGAAACUCUGGACCAAGGUUCCUGCAAUAUAACUCGCACUUGGAAAGUUGACUCUCCCUCCCUCCCUUCGCCUUAAGAUAGUCACCUAGAAAUGACAGACUGGGGCAGCUAUCUGGGGCAGUAUUUACACUUUCCCAGGUUCCCCCUUUUAAAAACAGUCCAUUACACACACAGAGAGAGACACACACAGCCAAUAUCCUUAGGAGACCCUCCUGUAAUCUCCUUACCCAUCCCUUUAUGGAGCUUGUCUUGCAAAGAAGCUGCCUUCUGUUCCAGAGGUUAUCCCAGGUUGCUUUCUUUGAAAUGCUUCCUCUCUGUAGUGUCUUGUGACAUUUUCACAUGCAACAGCCCUGUAAGGUAGGUUUAAGGCAGCUGAUAGGACAUGAUUUGCUCAAAAGCCACCCAGUGCUAGGUCUCCAUACCCCAAAUUCUAUCCAGUGUGUCUCACCAUUCUCUGUGGUCCCCAAACCUUUCCCACUCCCCCACACUGACUACUUGAAAAUGGCUGGUUUAGGAAAGCAUCUAUGUUUGGUGCUCCCGUAUGAGAUUCCAGGACUUGUGGUAUCAUAAGGUUUUUGGAAGAGAGAGGAAAAAUAAUCGCUCUUGCUGCUGUGGGAUUAUCUGUGGCAUGGAGAGGCUGUGUGAGGCGGGGAGGGUUUGUGGAGGGAUUAAUGGAAGCUUCCCAACCUCCCCCUGCGCUGCACAGUAUCUUGGAAAAAAAGAAGUGAAGGCGAUUUUCUCUGCAGUUUGAAUGGAUCUGGGCUGCUGCAAGGCCCUCUGACGAUCAGUUCAAUUUUGCCAUGCCCACGGGGGCAGAUGAAAAAACUUAUUCCCCAAAUUCCACCUCUCCCUUUGAAGCCACUGAAAAGCUGUCCCCUGGCGGGGUGCCAGCCCUGCUAUAUCCACCAUGGCACAGAUGAUUCUCUUCUUCCUCCUUUUCUUCUGCGAGUUCUUCUCGGGCAAGGAGUUGGAAGGUAAGUCACAGGGAACCAAGGUACAAGGUAAGGGCUGAGCGUCCUCCUUCUUGGUAUUGGAAGCUUCAUCCAUGCUAAAGUAGCUCUUUGGGUUACGAGGCAAUGGUUUCUGGGUCAGCGGCUGCAGAAGGAGUGGAGAGUCUUACAAGUCAGUUGCGCAAAUAAAGUUUCCAACUCAUGGUGCAUAGUUAACUGAUCCAGGUAACCCCUGGUUUAUAUUUCACUCUGCCAGAAACUAGUUGGCUGACCUUGGAUAAACUACAAUCUAUCUGAGCCUCAGUUACACAUCUGUAAAAUGGGGAAAAGAAUACUGACCUUUUAAUUGUAGUUCAAGGGAAAGAUGAUGAUAGAAGUUUACACACACAAAAUCCUAUAUAGCGAAUUUUUAAAAAGAAGACAAAAUACUGAUACAUUUUUAUAGGGUGGCUAAGUUUGCAGUCUUAUUUGAUUACUUGGGAGCAAGCCACAUUGAACUCAAUGGGAGAUGGAUAGGCUUGUCCUGUAAAAAAGGAUUAUCAAGAUAAUAAAUGCUCUGCUUGUUUUGAUGCUAAAAGCCAUUGUUGUUUAUUGUGCUGUGUAAUUCCAGGAACUUAAACUAAGAUUAAACAGUUCACAAGUUUGAAAUUUGAAAAAUUUGCAACUUUAUUUUUUUCUGAUGUCAAGUUUAAAUCUUGAGAGAUUUCUUUCUUUCUUUUUAAAGACCUCUUGGCCAAACAUCAAGGCAACCUUCGUAAAUCUAGUGUCCUCCAAAUGUUUUGGACUACAACUCCCAUCAACCUCUGCCAGCAAUGUUGUGGGACACUUUGCAGACCCUAAAGUAGGAAAGUAGCAAACUCCUAUUUAAACAGAUAAAUAAAUGAAAUGUUAUGACACUAAAUAAAAUAAUUCCUUCCAGUAACACCUUAGCGACCAACUAAGUUUGUUACUGGUAUGAGCUUUUGUGUGCAUGCACACGACUUCGGACACUGACACUUAAUAGGUACAGUAUGUACACUACCUACUGUAGUUUUAUUUCUGUCACUUAAAUGCUGGGGUUUACCAAAUGUAACGUUUUCAUUCUGGUUGACAGAAAGAGGCCGCGAUCCUAACCUCACUUACCUAGGAGUCAGCUCCAUUGCAUUCAGUAGGAUUUUCUUCUGAAUAGACAUGGUUGGGGCUACAGCUUAGAGCUCUGCAUUCCAGAAAUGGAUGUAUUACAAUUACAUACAGUACUAUAAUUUAUUUUUAGGAGAGAGCAAAUUAUUACACUUUUUUU